Messenger RNA from Neopsephotus bourkii (Bourke's parrot), 1098 nucleotides. RefSeq names its product angiotensin II receptor associated protein (gene AGTRAP). Gene Ontology annotation, cellular component: plasma membrane. The transcript has 6 exons. The record is from RefSeq and is a predicted model, not a curated record. Gene Ontology annotation, biological process: angiotensin-activated signaling pathway; regulation of blood pressure. The coding region runs from base 43 to 561 and encodes 172 amino acids. Lineage: Eukaryota; Metazoa; Chordata; Aves; Psittaciformes; Psittacidae.
GCCCCGCCGCCGCCAGAGUCACGGGGCGGGCGGGCCGCUGCCAUGGAGCUGCCUGCUGUCAACCUCAAGGCCAUCAUUCUGGUACACUGGCUGCUCACAGUGUGGGGAUGCAUGAACCACAUAUUUCCAGCCUCCUACGCCUGGGGAAAUUUCAGUGUCCUUGCAGUGGGGAUCUGGGCCAUUGUGCAGCGAGAUUCCCUUGAUGCCAUCUUGAUGUUCCUGACUGGCCUGCUGCUCACAGUCCUCACAGACAUCAUUCACGUCUCUGUCUUCUACCCUCCAAACAGCUAUCUCACUGAUGCGAAGCGAUUCAGUAUAGGCAUGGCCAUCUUCAGCCUCCUCCUCAAACCUCUGUCCUGCUACCUGGUGUAUCGAAUGUAUCGGGAGCGUGGAGGAGAGUACACCUUUAACUUAGAUAUGGAGUCCUCAUCUGACAUCCAUUUUGCCCACAAUGGUGUCACCUGUGCAGGCCAGGAUCGCAGCACCUAUGAACCAAUUGAUCAGCAGGAUGGCCCUCCACAGUGGCCUGAAUCGAGCAAGAUAGCACAGCAUCCAUACUAAGCCCUGCUCCACAACUGAGAACAGAUGCCUCCUCACCCAGUCUAGCCUUCUGCUCUUCCCAUGUUUGUUCUGAAGGAGCAAGACUUGCUACUGAGCAAACAGCAGAGGAUCUGAGUUUUCAUUUCUUUUGACUCUCUGAAGGUUAGGCAGAUGAGUUGCUGCAGUAAGUCCAGAAGAUCUCAGAGGUGUCAUGUUAAACACUGUGACUCUUUGUAAUCCCACCACUCUCCUCCUCCCUUUCCCUAAAUCCCGCCUCUGUCUGUAUGAGUGGAUGCACCUUCUGCAGCCUUCCAAGUCUUGUAUUGUGCAUCCUCUCUAUUGUAAGUAAUGGAACCACUCAAAAUAUUCUUGGACAAGCUAUCUUUAAAAGGCUUAUAUUUUUAAGAGCCUUAAAACAAUACCGUUUAGCUUGCUUUUAUGCAGAUAGUUCCCAGGAAACAUCUGGGAGUUCCUGAGGGCUGUUUUUGACAGCAUUAAGAUUUAUGACCAUAACUCCCUAUGCUAGCUGUGGUGGUUUGUAAAAAGCUGGGGUUGGUA